AUGGCGGCGUGCAUAACACCAGUAGCGUAUGGACAUAGCUUAAAAAAGGUGUUCUCUGUAAGAUCCUGUCUACAUUCUCGACUCAAGCCAGGCUACAGAUUCUUCUCGGGCUCCUCUGCGGUCCUCGCUGUCCCCGUACAGGAGCAGUACGAUCGGCUUGUCCUCAACGGUGGUCUUCGCAAGGACACGCAACAGAGACGUGUGCUCCAGCGUCUGGCACAGCUACAGGAGGCUCUGGCGGACUACAGCACCAGCACGGACCAGAGAGAGCACACAGGACCACUGCCUCCUCAGCAGGAGGAACCCACUCCAACCCCCAAAGGCUUCUAUAUCUAUGGAGACGUGGGUACAGGGAAAACUAUGCUCAUGGAUUUGUUUUAUUCCCACGUCCAAACUCAACAGAAAAGGAGAGUCCAUUUCAAUGACUUCAUGUUGGACAUUCACAGACGGAUCCAUCGACGGAAACAAAGCCUGCCGAAAAGAGGGCUCGGCAAAAUGUUCAUCUACGACCCCAUUGCUCCAGUCGCCAUGGAGAUUGCUGCCAAAACCUGCCUCCUGUGCUUUGACGAGUUUCAGGUGACUGACGUCGCUGACGCUAUGAUCCUGAAGCAGCUGUUCCAGACAUUGUUCAGGACUGGAGUGGUGGUGGUGGCAACAUCCAACCGAGCUCCACAUGAUCUGUACAAAAACGGACUUCAGAGAGAGACUUUCCUGCCUUUCAUCGACAUGCUGAAGACGCACUGCAACACAAUCUGCCUGGAUUCUGGGAUCGAUUAUCGCACCCUGGACACGGACCCUGCAGGAAAACUCUUCUACCUCACUCAAGAGCCCGGGUCCACGGCCUUCUUGGACAUGCUGUUUGACGAGCUGGCUUCGCAGCAAAAGAGCGCUGUAGUCCCUCGGGUGCUCCAGGUCCAGGGCAGAGAGCUGACUCUGUGGAGGACCUGUGGCUCCGUCGCUGACUGCACUUUUGAAGAACUGUGUGGACGACCUCUCGGAGCUGGGGACUACCUGGAGAUCGCCCGCCUGUUUGACACGGUCUUCAUCCGCCACAUUCCGGUCCUGAGCCUGGAUCUGAAGGACGAGGCCAAGCGCUUCACCACACUCAUCGACAACUUCUACGAUCGGAAGGUGAGAGUGGUGGUACAGGCUGCGGCCCCUUUACAUCGACUCUUUGUCAAAACUGGAGGAAACGAAAAAGAUCGACAACUGCUGGAUGAACUGGGACUGAAUCAAGACUUGGGGGAUCGUCUCUCUCUGUUCACUGCAGAGGAAGAGAUUUUUGCAUUUAAUCGCACAGUGUCCAGGUUGACAGAGAUGCAGACGGAGAAGUACUGGACUGAAGGAGACCGGAGGAACGGCCAAAAAAAAGCAAUCACUUAA
Molecule: messenger RNA, 1383 nt
Organism: Knipowitschia caucasica
Lineage: Eukaryota; Metazoa; Chordata; Actinopteri; Gobiiformes; Gobiidae
Source: the annotation of a GenBank genome assembly